UCGAACCGGGAAACAGUAUUGCUGGUAUUAAGAAUUUAUUUUGCAUUUAACUGCAAAUAUCUAUGUAGAUCAGAUACCACGUACACUCAAACUUAAAGGAGUUCACAACUAUAAAAUAGUAAUAAUUGUAAUUUAUUUUCCUCUAUUUGCAUGCCAUAAUUACAGUGGCCAACUAAUUUGCAUGCACACUUUGUAAAAUAAGUGAUUGUGAACUUGAAAACAGUUUUCGCGCCUUGUCUCAAUUGCUAUUUGGGUGAAACACAAAAAUUUCUUUUUUUUCGAAACUACGAGCAGUGUGCAAAGAAGUGUUUAUAAUGUGCUUUCAAUUUACAUGCAAUGAUUGAAUUUAUAUUUGCGUUUGUAAGAAUAUGCUUUAAGUUUUGUGCUUUGAAAUUUAGCAGAAUAUUUUACCCACAUUGAAUGUGUUAAUUGGGCGUGAAACUUAUAAUUUAAAUAUACAUCUUUACUUAAAAAUAAACAAGCAAUUUGAAAAAAUUCGUAGUUAAGAACAUAAGAACUGCAAACAUCUUUUAAUCAUAAUAAAGGUUGACAUUGAAAAUGAAGAGUAUGAGAGCUUGAUUGAUGUUAAAAGUUUGACUGGAAGCUUUCUCAAUUUACACCCAAUUUAAUAAAAAAAUAAAGUAACUAUAAAACUAAAAUAAAACAAUGGAUUUAUCAGCAAUGCUUUACGUAUGCUUAAUAGCAUUAAGCACUUACACAACAACAGAAAGUAAGCAGAAACCAGGACGGGGAAGGGGCUCAAUGUGGUGGGGUAUAGCUAAGGUGGGGGAACCUAAUAAUAUAUCACCACUUAGCUCAGGUAUUAUGUACAUGGAUCCUGCCAUACACUCCACAUUACGACGGAAACAACGUCGAUUGGUUCGUGAUAACCCCGGCGUAUUGGGAGCUCUUGUUAAAGGUGCAAACCUUGCCAUAAGUGAAUGCCAGCAUCAGUUUCGUAAUCGGCGUUGGAACUGCUCAACCAGAAACUUUAUGCGAGGCAAGAAUUUGUUUGGGAAAAUUGUCGAUCGAGGUUGUCGUGAGACGGGCUUUAUUUAUGCCAUCACCAGUGCCGCUGUCACACAUUCGAUUGCGCGCGCUUGCAGUGAAGGCUCCAUUGAAUCGUGCACCUGUGAUUAUAGCCAUCAGUCGCGAUCGCCCCAAGCGAGCCACCAAGCUGGCAGCGUAGCGGGUGUUCGCGACUGGGAAUGGGGAGGGUGCUCGGAUAAUAUUGGAUUUGGCUUUAAAUUCUCACGUGAUUUCGUAGACACUGGAGAACGUGGACGCAAUUUAAGAGAAAAAAUGAAUUUGCAUAAUAAUGAAGCUGGUCGAGCUCACGUACAAACGGAGAUGCGGCAAGAAUGCAAAUGUCAUGGUAUGUCUGGCUCCUGUACGGUGAAGACAUGCUGGAUGCGUCUUGCAAAUUUUCGAGUAAUUGGCGAUAACCUUAAAGAUCGUUUUGAUGGAGCUUCGCGCGUUAUGAUCAGUAAUAGUUUACGACAAAAUGGAAAUUCUAUAGCAGGCAGUUCACCGAAUUCAAACUCCAUUGGAGUAUCUGGUAUUGCUGUAAGUCCCAAUGCAGCAAGCCUGAAUGCUUUUACCGCAGAUCGUAUGUUAAGCGACCACAUACCUGAGCAUAUAUUAAAAACACAUCCAAAUAUCCCUCCCCUAAGCACACUAAGCAGCCCAAACAGUUUGUCCCGAAAUUCAGUGCGAAAUCGUGGGCGUCAAGGGAAAAAGAAUAAUAGAUACAAUUUUCAGUUGAAACCGCACAAUCCUGAACACAAGCCGCCUGGUCCCAAAGAUAUUGUUUACCUGGAACAAUCACCGAGUUUUUGCGAGAAAAAUUUGCGCCUGGGCAUCCAAGGCACACAUGGACGUCAAUGCAAUGAUACAUCAAUCGGUGUUGAUGGCUGUGAUUUGAUGUGCUGCGGCCGCGGCUAUCGCACGCAAGAGGUUAUGGUCGUUGAACGUUGCGCAUGCACAUUUCAUUGGUGCUGUGAAGUCAAGUGUAAAUUGUGUCGAACGCAAAAGACGAUACACACAUGUCUAUAAGUAGUAAUAUGUAUUUUUCAAAUCGACCCCUAUACCUUCACCAGACUGUCUUUGCCUACAAGUUUUAAAAAGAAAAUACAAAUUUAUUAAGAAAUAAAUGAAGCGCUUACCGAGUCUGCCACAAAUCAUCACCAACAAAUACAUGAAAAUAUGACAGCAUGUGCAGUAAACUUUUGUACGUCAAAGCUGUCCAGCGUAUCUAAAAGCAGAGACUUGAGCAGAGCAGAAACAAGGGUGGGGAUAAAAGAUGUGGUGGCGCCUUCUCUUCUUGUUAUUCCCUGUUUAUUUAUUUAUUUAUUUAUUUUAUACACUUUCAAUUCCGCUCAACAGUUAUCCGCCAUAUGAAAUGGCACUGCAUCAUGUUAGCUGUCAAGUGAUGCGAGUGCACAUAAGUAAUUAUAUCAGUAUUUUAGUGGCAAAGUAGAUAUCUGUAGACAUAUUUAUUUAUAUACAUAUAUGUAUAUGUAUAUAGCAAAACGCCAAUAUAAUAAUCUUAAAUUUCUUUACAUAUAAUAAAUAAUAUGAACAUAAUGCACACUGUAGUAAAUGUUUGUACGUGAGUUUACAAAUUCCGGCCGGCACAGCUUAGAUUUUAUUGUAAUUUUAAAACAUUUUACAAUUAAGUUCGUGCUCAACGUAAUUAUUAAACAAAACCCACCCACUUAAGCGAAUGUAAACGCUUUUAAUUAACAGUAUUAAAUCAAUUGAAAUCUUACGUAGUUUGUAGUAAUCUUAUAAGAAAUAUGCACAAAGUUUCCCAGUUUAUUAUAUCAUAAGUUUCAUUAUACUAUUGUAUAUUUACAUCAAUGUAAUAAAUAUUGUUUUUUGCUGCUCAAUGCACAAAAAUAGGCCUAAACAAAGACUGAACUGUUGUAAAGUACAUAAUUAGGAUUUUUUUGUUUAAAAUGUAGUAUUUUACACUGUCUGGAUGUACAUUAACUUUCAAGCAUUGUUUGCGCCAAUUUGACACAACGUUCAAAUUGAACUGCUAUACAUACAUAUUUACUAUUUGUAUUCAAAUUAACUUAGGAUUUUGGCUCUAUGUAGAAAUCAUAUACCAGCAUUGCAUAUUAACGUUCGUUUUAGCCGGUAGAUGUCACUGUAAGACUGUACACAGAAAAAAAUAGUAAUUGGCAAAAUAACGACUGAUUCAUGGCGUCUGAGGGUUAAAGGACUUCACCAAAAUAGGUUGAAGUUUUUCUACCGGAGUUAUACAAUUCAUUAUAUUUUAAGACCAAAAUAUUCUUGCCAAAACAUUUCGGAAAUAUGUUAAGAUUUACAUGAGCUGGAUCAAUUUGAAAAUACUUCCUUUUGGUGGAAGUUUUAAAAUAUUAUUAUUAUUAUUAUUAAAUUUGUAUAAUAACAAGUUACACAAAUAUAAGGAGGCAGCAGCACUAGCAGCAUGGACCAUCGGCUGUAGUCUUAAAAUAAAAUAAAUAUUAUUAUUCCGACGGAGAAACUGUACCAAUUUUCUUUGUAUCGAGAGUUAAGAACUCUAAUGUAUACGUACAUAGGUACAUAAAGAUGUUGUCUGCACACAAAUAUUGUAUUUAAAAAAGUUACGUUUCUAAUAACAGCUCAGUGCAGAUUUAUGCUUAGUUUGCCUCAUACGAAUGUUAUCUGAACCAGCUAUUCUGUAUAUGUCUACGAUAAUUUUGCCAGUUUCUACGUUAAUUCCCAUUCAUGUGUUAUUUAAUGAGUAGAAAAAUUCAUCACACAUAUCUAACAUAGAUACUAUACAUGUGUAUAUAUAUAUACGCAUAUAAAUACAUAUCUCAAGGAAGAUGUUGUACUUACUCUUAUAGUUGGAAGGAUAGUUAUAUAAUAUUUUAGUCAUACGUAUUUAUAUUUUGUAACUUACACAUAUAUUAGGGUGGAGUGAAUGUUGUUUAGAUCACUAUUGGCUGGCCAGCAGUAAGUUGGCUUUCGUAUAUUAAGAAGUGCCCCGAUGCUAUUAUUUUUGGAAAAACGUUUAAUUCAACUAAGGCGCAUUCAUUAAAGGUGGUGGCGCUAGAUCAACAACAACGUUUUGUACAUAGAAAUAUCAGGACGAAAGAAAGUAGAAAAGAAAAAGGAAGGAACGAACGACUCAUACAUACAUAUUAUACAUUGCACAGUCGACUUGAAUUUGGAGCUAGAAGUAUACACUGUACUAUGAUAGUGCGAAUGGAGCGGCUUUUCGUCAUUGCAUUUUAUUCGGAUGUACACGGCGAAUCAAAAAAUCAGCUGGUUUACCGAUACCACGUUUAAUGGAUUGCCCUUGAAUUUAACAUAUUCGUUUUCACGUUGGUAAUUUAUGUACGUAUGUUUAACACUGCCUGUACGUUCGUACUCUUUGAUUGUUGUUAGUGUUUAGAUCGAUUUCAAAGCGUUUUCAUGGCCUUGCAAAGCAAAUUAAAAACGCUAUUUAGUUUUAUUGACGUAUUUAAUGACAUCAAAUGACUUUCAGUGAAGAGCAUGUAUUAUGAGAGAUACAUAUGUAAGUUGUCUCAGUUUUUAUUAUUUAUUAUUUAAAUUGUUAUUAUUAUUUUAUCUUCGUACUAAAGUGUCAAACUAGCUUUCAAAAAAAAAAAACUUAAAAUCCUUGAUUUAUUAAGUUUAUUAAUGUUCCGUUCCGUUUUGGCAAAUUCAUUUAUGCUUUGGGCACCUCUAACCGUUAUCCUAUUAAGACAAAAUUUUGUGAUUUUAAUUAACUAUUAUAAAGGCAACAUUUCAUUGCUAUACCGUAAAAAAUAUAGUAAAAAAUGUCCUAUACUCCACCUUAAUAUACACAUAUUUUUAUAAGUAAACAUAGUAUGUACUUGGUCGGCUUGAGGAGGUUGUAUAAUGCUGUUUGCCACCUGUGUUAAAUUAAAUCGAAAUCUGUUUAUAUUCUAACAUCUGUAAAUUAUUAGAUUUAAGCUAAACCAAAUACAAUCGGCAACAUGAUUUACUGUAUUGGAAAAUAUGUAUGUUUUUGAGGAGCGGUUGGAAGAAAAAAUAUCUGAAAUGGAGUUGAUCUCUUUUUUGUCAGUACACAUUAUACACAUAUUUGUGUGUGUUAAUGAAUAUUGUUUAUUAUAAAAAACUGUACGUAAAUCAAAGUUUAUUAGGUAAAAGUUGUUUGUGAGUGUAAGAAUAUAAAUCGA
Molecule: messenger RNA, 5183 nt
Organism: Anastrepha ludens (Mexican fruit fly)
Lineage: Eukaryota; Metazoa; Arthropoda; Insecta; Diptera; Tephritidae
Gene: wg
Product: protein wingless
Exons: 5
Coding region: 667-2055 (462 amino acids)
Biological process (GO): cell fate commitment; multicellular organism development; canonical Wnt signaling pathway
Cellular component (GO): extracellular region
Molecular function (GO): frizzled binding; cytokine activity
Source: RefSeq, a predicted model, not a curated record